GUUGCUGGUGGAAACAGCUGGUGGUUUCUGUCAGCGAACUCCUCGAGAUCGAGAGCAACGUUAUUGCGAAUAAAAGUUCAAAAUAGACUCGAAACCGACUGAAGGCGCUCUUAUUUGAAUUUCUGCGGCUGUCAGAGCAGACGUCGGGUCAUGUCAUCCCGUAAAAGCCACUUUUUGUGAGGCACUUGUUAAUUGACGCUUCAGUCUGUUAGCACUGAACCGCUAUCGCUCGGUGCACCGGCUGCUAACAUCAGCUAGCUAACUUUGUAGUCCCAUAGCAACUGGCACAGUGCAGGCUUCCUGGCAUCGCAGAAAAGCUGUCAGCUGUCGGUUUUUAGUCAACUUUGGACUGAGGGAGGUUUUUUUUCUCAUCAUGCCUCACAUUCAUUAUAAAUUCUCCUCCAGACUCAGCUACGACACGGUGGUUUUUGAUGGCGUGCACAUCACGCUGAAUGAGCUGAAGAGGCAGAUCAUGGGCAGGGAGAAGCUCCGAGCCGGGGACUGCGACCUGCAGAUCAUAAACGCGCAGACCAAAGAAGAGUACACUGACAGUGGCAGUCUGAUCCCCAAAGGUUCAUCUGUCAUCAUCAGAAGGAUCCCCAGCUCGAGCAGCAAGACCCACAACAAUGAGCGAUCAGAGGUCCAGCUUUACCACGCCUUUGGAGCCAGCAGAGCAAUGGAUGAUCACAGUUCGACAAGAGCCUUGUCCUUUUUCUCCAAGAUGCAGAUGGCUAACCUGGUUGAUGUGGAUGCAUCAGAGGAGGAUAAGAUCAAAGUUAUGAUAAAUCAGUCCAUCUAUGACCCCAUGAAUUUAAACACAAAACCCAGCAAUGUCCUUUCUGCGAAUUACACCUGUUAUCGCUGUGGAAAUCCAGGACACCACAUCAGGAACUGUCCUUCCAGCGGGCAGGAUAAAAACUCUGAGGCACCUGUGAGGAUAAAGAAGAGCACGGGCAUCCCACGUUCCUUCAUGGUCGAAGUGGAUGAUCCCAACAUAAAAGGCGCCAAGCUGACCAACUGUGGGCGCUAUGCAAUCCCUGCCAUAGAUGCAGAGGCAUAUGCUAUUGGCAAGAAGGAGAAACCUCCCUUCCUUGCACAGGAGCCCGAGUCUGAAGACCAGGAUGAUCCCAUACCUGGCGAGCUCCUCUGUCUGAUCUGUAAUGAACUGUUGGCUGAUGCCGUGGUCAUACCCUGCUGUGGAAACAGCUACUGUGAUGAAUGUAUUCGCACUGCCUUGUUGGAAUCAGAGUACCAUAUCUGUCCCACCUGUGACCAAUCAGAAGUCUCUCCUGACACCUUGAUAGCCAAUAAAUUUCUCAGACAGGCGGUCAACAGUUUUAAGAAAGAACAAGGACAAGACAAAAGCUUGAAAAGAAAACCAGCCACAUCCCAGUCUCAAAAUCUAACUCCAGCCCCCUCUGUCCCUACCCCGCCCCCUCUGCCCAUGCAGAGCCAGCCACAGAAACCUCAGCAGUCAUCCCAAAGCCAGCAGGACUCUCUUCUGGAUCAUCUAAAGACUGCAAAUACACCACCACAGUCUCAAGUCUCUGAGGUUCAACCUGCAACUACAGACCCAGCCUCUAAGAAUGACACAGCAGGCACAUCCCUCCAGCCUCCAGAAAACCAGCUAGAAAUAUCUGAGAAUGAGAUUGAAGGAAAGAUGUGCAGUGACUCAGCAGGUGCUGCCCUGUCUGGAAAGGUUUCAAACAAAGAUCCGACUGAUCCACUGUCACAGCCCAUAACACCGGAUGAUGACUCAGAGCAGCCUCUGACAGGUAGCGUCAGUCAAGAGAAUCAACACUCCUGCUCAGGUCCAACCCCAGUAUACCCUGAAUCCUCAGUCAGCUUGGAGAGCUCUUCUUCAUCUUUGGUUUGUCUCGCUGGAGGAAAGACUGAAUCUAAUACCCAGCAGCUUUCUACCAUGCCCUCCACAUCCUCCUCCUCUUCAUAUUCGAAUACUCCACCACCUCUUUUUCCCUCCCCACUUUUUCACACGUACUUAUCAGCUCAACAGUCGCACAGCACUUACCCUCCUGGAUACCCACCUGCCACACCCAUCUGGACCCUUCCAGCCCCCCAGGGUACCCCUAUCCCAUCCCUUUGCUCCUCUACUACCACCUCCUCCCCCAUCCCUCGCCUCAUUCCCCAGGAGUGGUACAAGUAUCAGAGAAAGAAAAAAGAGAGGUCACCUCAAAGAGCAUCUGGCUACAGACGCUCCUCUUCACAUUCAAAGUCUUCCACAACCAAGGCCUCUUGCUCCUACUCUCACUCUUCAAGUCGCUCUGAGUCUCGCUCUCGCUCCAGAAGCAGAUCAAGACACCGCUCUCCCUACUCUCAUCAGAGAGACCUGCACACACGCUCUCGCCAGCCUAGCUCUUAUACCUACGGUUAUAAACGCUCGCGCUCACCUACACCGUCCUCGUCGUCUUCACCUCGAAGGGCUCGUCAUUCCAGGUCCAAGUCUCUAUCAGGCAGAAAGGACCGCCAUCACAGUCGCCAUCUUAGCAAGAAGUCAUCUUCAAGCAGUAACCACUCCAGGAAGCGGGGAGAACGCUCAGGGAAGGAAGCGGCACGCUCUGAGGACAGUAUUUCCAGAAACACGUGCACAAGUCGAGCAAACAGCCUGGAGCUGGACAGGGAGUGCUACCUGCAGUGGAAGAAUGAGUACAAAGAGUGGUAUGAGAAAUAUUUCAGCAGCUAUCACCAGCUCCACCAGCUGCCUGUUCCCUUACUCAGUCUUCCUCCUCCUCCUCCUCCCCCUCAGUGGGUGAGCACAGACAGAAGCAGAAAUCAAUCACAAGCCAGCUUAAACUCUCGCUACCAACCACAAGAUAGAUGCCCUGUUGAGAUGGAUGGCUGCUCCCCCUCGUCGGAGUCAUCCAGUGACAGUCGCUCUCCCCUAUCUCAUUCUUCAAGCGAGAGUCGCUCCACGCCGUCUCAGUCAUGCAGUGACAGCAGUUCCUCUAUGUCUUAUAAGGCUAAUGACAGCCGAUCACCUCCAUCUCAGUCAUCCAGUGAUGGUCGCUCCACGCCAUCUGAAGACAGAGCUCAGCCAAGAGCAUCUACUGAGAGGUGCAAUGAGAAGUCAAGACAUAAACAAGUCACGCUUUCAAAGAGUAGCACGGAAAUGAAACUGCAAGGACCGAGUACAGACAAUAAGCCACUGAAAAAACUGGAGGAGUCGAGCCCACUGAAACAUGAACAAAAGAAGAAGAAGAAACAACCUGAAGACAAUGGACAGGAGACUUCGCCCCCUCAUGCUGAAAGCUCUAGAGAUGACAGCAGAAAAGACAAGAGGAAGCGCAGCAGUGAACCAAAGGCCUGCAAGCAUAGUACUCCAGUACAGAAAGAUUCAGACCAAACUGUCCUGAAACAAGACCAACCUGAAAGAAAAUUCAUAGAAAGCAAUUCAGAAGGAGAGGAAUGCUGGAAAAGAGGCAAAGAUUUAGACUUCAGUGAUGGGAAGAGACAGCACAAAGCAAAACCCAACAAAGAGCUAGACGGGACGAGCAAAGAGCGAGAAGAAAACCCUGGAGGCAGCAAAGCUACUGACUCUAGAUCAGAGAAGAAUAGGAAAAGAAAGAAUGAGGAUCUGGUGAAGAAUGAAAGGGAUGGUAGUCUUUCUGGUGAGAUGCAAAGUGGCAAACACCUGAAAACGAAAACAGCAGAGAAGCCUGAAAACCGUCUUAGUGAAUUCCUGAAACCACUUGACAAAGAGAAGCAAAAAACAGAGAAGAAGUCAGAGAAGAAAACAUGGCCUCUGACAGCGAAAGACAUCUGGGAGGAAGGGAUGAAGGUGAAACCGCAGAUGAAGAUAAGCAUCAACAUCAACCUGGAUGGCAAAAGGACAGAGGAGAACAAUGGAAAACACGAGGUUACAGGGAAGGCGCAGGAAAACAUCGAUUACCCUGAAAAUAGAGAAGAGGCACAGAGGGUCAACAGAGGUGAACUAAAUGAAAAGGAAUCCAGUAGAAACCAGGAAGACCGUUCUGAAGACAAACUGAUACAAGGUGAGGGAGAAAAAAGGCUGACAUGGGACAAAUUUACCUUCAGAGAUGAUAAGGGAGCGAUUGCAGGAGAGGAGGAAGACACCAGAGAAAGAAAAGACGAUGAAGACGAGGGGGAAUUAGACUUAUGGCACUGUGCGCUCACAGGAGUGGAGGAGAGUGAGACAGGAAAGGGGGAAGAAGAGAGUUUGAGAGAUGAUGACAAAGAUCAAGAGAUGGGAGACUUGCAGAAGGAGCAAGAAAACAGAGAAGCGUGGAAGGAGGAGCUAAAGGAAGGUGUCGAGAUGAUGACGAGGGAGCAAGGUACACUGAGGUUCAGCUCAUCAAGGAGCAAAAAUGAAGGCCACCAAGAUGGACCUAACACCAAGCUGGGUGAUGGCAGCCAUGAAGAAGAGAGUCGUCAGAGGAGGACAGGGGUGAAAACGUUGGAGAAAUACACCCAAGAAAGAUGGAAGGAGCUGGUACACGUUCAGGCACCCCGAUCAACAUGGGAGAGAGAUGAUGAUGAGGAUGAAGGAAAAGCCAGAGUUCACACUGACCAUGUUUCUUUGACUCUGCCUCAACCGUCAGUGACCAACAAAGCCGAGGGUGACGAGGAACAGCAGGGAGAGAGGCGCAGGGAGAAAGAGAGAGACUCUGCUUGCUCCUGGUCACACAGAAGUGUGGCUCCCUCUAGUGGCAAAGACGGAGCUGUUAGCACCACGUCUGCAGAUGCAGGCAGGGAGACGAGGAGAGAGAUGGACAGGCAGAGGAACAGAGAGAGGGAGAGGCAACAAGAGAGGAAAAGGUCAAAAGAACAAACAAGAGAGGACGGAAUCGGGAGAGACAGGGACAAAGAGCAAAAACGCACUGCCUCUCUCCCCACCUCCUCUCAGUUUUACUCCUUCUCAACAUCACACAAUGCAGAUAGGACAGAUCUGCAAUACGGGGGCAGCCAGGGUAGCAACAAGAGUUCAUCCUGUCCCAGCAAGAAAUUCACCAGUGCCAGAAACAGGGAAAGCAACACGAUAAGCAAGGAACCCAACCUGCUUGAAAAAGAGGCACAGAAAACACACAGAGACCCAUCACUAAAUCUCAGAUACAAAGAUAAAGACUACAGCCACUACCACAGUAACCACCAAGAUUCAUCAGGGAGUGAUCGAAAUAAAGACAGAGCUCCAGGGACACACCACUCCCACAGCCGGGGUAAAGGCAGAGACCCGCUCCCCUUUGAAUCUCCUGGAUACUCUCAAAGAGAUUCCCCUCAUUUGGGGUUAAUGCAGAGCAAAGCUGGAAAAGAAGAGCGGAAACCAAACAAGGCUCAGAAAUUCGUCAAAGAAGGCAAAGAGGGGAGAGAACAUCGAGGGAUGAUGGCUGUGCAGGGAGGAGGUGCCUGGUGGGAGCAUGAGGCUGAUUAUAAAGUGGAUGGAGUAGAAAACUGGUUUGGUGGAGGGAGGGAUCUGGAGGAAGGGGAGAUGCUCAGCAGCCGAAGCAGCAGCGUCAGCUCGUCAGCGAGCCCGGGGAACAGCAAAGAGGAAAAGAGGACAGAGAAGGAGAGGAAACAAAAAAGGCAGAAAAAAGAGAAAAGGCAGGCGACCCCGGAGCAGCCGCAGGACGGAGAGCUGAAGAAACACAAACACAAGAAGUCCAAGAAAAGAAGAGAUGGCGCAGAAGCUAGCGGAGGAGAGGGGGCCGACAGGUGGAAACGAAAGGAAAACCACUGAUCUCCACUCGGAUGUGUCACCUCAACUCUAAAAAUGAAGUUAAAUUUACUUGAAUGAUGUUUUAUUUUCUCUGACCAACAGGUGCCUGGAUUUUGUUUUGUUGUUGUUGUUACUUUUGUUUAAUUUUUGCUCCAGGAUACGUUUUGUAUCACGUUAAGAUCUUCAUAAUUCAUUUAUAGCAUUCGCAAUCCUCGUAUAAAAUUGUGAAGAAAUGGCACUUUAUACAAAAUCAAAAAAAAUGAAUGUGACUGAAAUCACACGGCGAACCUUAACGCUCUUGAAUUAUUUUGACUUGAAGGAUUUUUGCACUUGUUUACAACUUGCUCAGGACUGCCAGCAGUUACGAUUCACAUGAAUCUGCUAUGGAUGGAAAUCUUACAUUUUGAAUAGUCAGUCAAUAAUUUGCCUUGCCUUGCACAGGGGUGCGUUUGGAUUACUGAGAAAAAGAUUGUGAGCAUUUAAAAUGCACAGCCUACUGUGAAUAUUUAGGAUUUAACCUCUGUGUUGUAUUUUGUUUAUUUAUAAUUUCUUUUAUGUUUAAUCUAAAAACUGCUGGAUAGAUGAAUGAUUUAGUAGAGGCAAGUUUAGUUUUUCCUGUUUUGAGGGAA
Molecule: messenger RNA, 6318 nt
Organism: Neolamprologus brichardi
Lineage: Eukaryota; Metazoa; Chordata; Actinopteri; Cichliformes; Cichlidae
Gene: rbbp6
Product: retinoblastoma binding protein 6
Biological process (GO): ubiquitin-dependent protein catabolic process; mRNA processing; protein ubiquitination
Cellular component (GO): nucleus
Molecular function (GO): ubiquitin protein ligase activity; nucleic acid binding; zinc ion binding
Source: RefSeq, a predicted model, not a curated record